AUGCAGCAGAUCCAAAGUCCAAGUUUCGUUCUUAUGUUGGUUGUCCUGUUAUGUGGUCGAAUCGCACUGUCGCAGAAUGCCCCGAAUGCGGACCAGUAUGGCGAUGAUGUUCGCGUUGAAGAAGAAGGGGACAAUUCGAUGAAAGAAGCAGUGGUUUCUGAAAAAGAUUUGAAUGAAGAAGAGGAGGUGAAAGUGCAGGAGGUAGGUCCUUCUCCUGAUGCCGAUUGUUACCUGCUCUUUACGAACCCCGUAAAGAACUUGGAAUUUCCGGCUACAGAAGUCAUCAGGUUCUUGGUAGGAUUUUGGAACAAAGGAUCCGAUCAUUUCACCGUCGACAGCAUGGAAGCCAGUUUUCGCUACCCGAUGGAUUUUUCGUUUUAUAUUCAAAACUACACCCCCGUAGCUUUUAACAGAGAUGUAAAUCCGAACACCGAAGCCACAUUCGACUAUUCGUUUAUGACAAGCGACACCUUCGCCGGAAGACCUUUUGGUUUUGUGGUCAAUUUGAACUAUCGAAAUUCGAACGGAACUAACUUUGUUAGUACGGUUUUCAACCAGACGAUAACCGUGAUCGAAGACGAAACCGGUAUUAAUCCAGAAACCAUAUUUCUGUACGUCGUUUUCGUCUGCCUCGGCAUAUUGAUGCUUCUACUCCUUCAACAGCUGAUUUCAAACUUCAGGCGGAAACAUGCCGUAACCAAACGUUCAACGCCAAUCGAAAUGGGCACUUCUAACAUGACCGACGUAGAUUUUGAAUGGAUCCCGAAAGAAAUAUUAGACAGUGGUACGAUUGGUAAUUUUAUUUCUGUCUUUACUUGUGCUUUGUUAUACAAGGAAAGAUACGUAUCAUCCCCCACUGAAAAAUUAGGCUAG
Molecule: messenger RNA, 873 nt
Organism: Soboliphyme baturini
Lineage: Eukaryota; Metazoa; Nematoda; Enoplea; Dioctophymatida; Soboliphymatidae
Source: the annotation of a GenBank genome assembly